This is a messenger RNA of Acanthochromis polyacanthus (spiny chromis), 2077 nucleotides long. Its product is annotated as transmembrane protein 43. Lineage: Eukaryota; Metazoa; Chordata; Actinopteri; Pomacentridae. Gene Ontology annotation, biological process: nuclear membrane organization. Bases 134 to 1345 code for a protein of 403 amino acids. The record is from RefSeq and is a predicted model, not a curated record. Gene Ontology annotation, cellular component: nuclear inner membrane. The transcript is spliced from 12 exons.
AACUCCGCCUUCUCUCCGGAACACUCCGAGUCCAAAUAUGAGCAGACCCUGUGGUGUGUCAGUUUGCAGCAGAAAGUCGGUUUACCGCCGCUAACAGCUGACUUUUCAUUGUGGAGUUAAGCAAGCCAGAGAAAUGGCUUCAGCACCAACAUUUUCAGGUCAAGGCUCGGACCAACACAAGCGUAUUUCCACUAAGUCAAACCCUGGAUUCCUGGAGCGACUGAGUGAAACUACAGGAGGAACAGUUCUUGGUAUCGGACUGUUUUUCCUCUCAAUAUAUGUCCUCUUCACCAAUGAGGGACGAGCUCUGCAAACAGCAUCUUCCUUGGAUGAGGGUCUCUCUCAGGUGGUGUCAUUGGGGCCUUUUUUAAGCCUCGACCUGCAAAACAACAACCGCUUAGUCCAUCUGUCUGCACAGCUGCGUACUGCACAGCCGUUGCAUGAUCCAAACUACAGAGUGGUGGUGCAGGCAGUGAAGCUGAAGAGGCAGGUGGAGAUGUAUCAGUGGGUGGAGUACCGGGAGAGCAAGGACUACCAAGAGGGUGGUGAAACCAAAACAGAAACAACGUACACCUACAACACUGAGUGGAAAUCUGAGUUGGUCAACAGUCGUAAUUUUGAUAAGGAAAUCGGUCACCAGAACCCAAGUGCCAUGGCUGUAGAGAGUGUGACGGUGGUGGCUCCUGAAGUCCGAGUGGGACCGUUCAUUCUGUCUAAAGGCCUGGUGGAGCAGAUAAAUAACUUUCAGACGCUGAGUUUAAGGGAUUUUUCUGCCUUCAGCUUGGAUCCUUUUCUCUCCAUUUACGACGAUUAUUUCUAUCACACUCAGAACCCACGCAGACCAGAGGUUGGGGAUGUGCGUGUGAGAUUCUCCUUUGCUGGACUGAGUGGUGAAACCUCUCAACUCGGCCAGCCUCAAACAGUCAGUAUUGUAGCCAUGCAGAGGGGGGAGCAGCUGGUGCCUUUUAAAACCAAGUCGGGAGACGUUCUGGAGAUCCUUUAUCUGGAAGAACUUUCUCCAGAGGAGGUGUUUGCGAGGGAACACCAGCACAACACCAUGAAGACGUGGGGACUCAGGGCGGCAGGCUGGGCUCUCAUGUUCCUCAGUAUUCAGCUGAUCAUGCGCAUCAUCUACACCUUAGUGGAUUGGGUUCCCAUCCUCCGAGAGCUCGUGUCCAUUGGACUGAAGAUCUUCGCCCUGUGCGUCUCCUCGUCUCUGUCUCUCCUCGUCAUCGCAGCAGGUUGGCUGUUUUACCGACCGUUGUUGGCGGCGGCGCUGGGAGCACUCGCUCUGGUCCCGGUGUUUCUCGCUCGUUCAGGACUUCCAGCCAAGAAGAAUGAGUGACUGUUGAGCGUAAAGAUUUUCUAACACCUGGCUGGAGCUGUCCACCAGAGGUGUGAGAUGCGAUUGUGGCACAUGGUUUUACACAACAUCCAUCAGUUUGCAUCAGUUUCACAGCAGGAAUAUAUUUAUGUACAAAAAGAACCCCUGCUGCUGGUGCUGCAUCAGACACGAGUGGGAGAUUUCUGUUGUUACAUACAUUUUUGGCCUUUUUAGGGGUUGGUCAUUUUCUCUUGUCUUAUUCUUACUGUAAAUAUAACUCACCAAAGUUUUUUUUCCACCAAAUGUUGACUCAGUUGAGAUUUUUAUAGCUACACCCAACUACAGCAAGUUACAGUCCUAUACAACGGGCCUGCAAUAAACUACCUGAAGGUUAUGUUUAGUUUCUGUUUCCAUUUAUUAUUGUGUUGGAGGUGGCAGUUUGUGCUGCUGGACUCAACUAUUCUAUAUUAUACUGAGUGAUGGUUCUAAUAAUUAGUCCAAAUUCACUGAUGUAAAUGAUGUGGCAGAAAAAACAGUAACCUUCAUGCAGAUAGGAUUAGUGUUAGUUAAGUGUAUCUAACAACUGCUUGACUGUAUAUUUAAUAUGUAAUCCUCGCAUCUCCUUUGUUUUCAUUAUUGGCAGCACUUGAUGGAUGGUAUACCUUAUUAAAGUUGAUUGUUCAUAUGGUAAAAAAAGAACAUACCAAAUAUUGUUUGUAUGCUGAGUUGCAUGUUAAAUACUUUUACUUUUGA